UAGAAAACGCCUUUCCCCGCGAUCCUAACCUCGGGGAGACGCCAUCUAGCUUCAUCCUCUCGACUCCUCCACCGCCAGGAUAUUAAACACCAUCGACCUUGGGUAAAUUUCCGUUUUGGGUAAAUCUCUCAGCUGACGAACGGGCCCCCGAACAGCUUUGACAUCAUCGAUCACUUUCGCUUCGUCGGAGUAAACAAACAGUUUUUUUUUAACUCAAUCAGUCACUGUUUUAUUGUCAAUAAUACGGAGUGCUGAAAACGGAAUGCGAAAGGUACAGAAAGUGUAAGUUUCGGGAAGAACGGAGUAAUUAGCCCGCGUGUGCCGAGAGGAAACUUCGACGACGUCGACGAAGUCGGUCUCGAGGAGGUCUCGAAUUCGACAGUCGGAGAAACGAUCGGCGGGAGGAUGAGACGGAAGGCGGGGGUGGGCGCGAUACAGAAGCAGAAGCUGGAGCAGGAGAAGUACCGGGACAAGGGCACGGAGAUCCAGGAGAACCAGUUCGAGCAGAUGACCAAGCACAUGGAGACGUUCCGCGUGAAUCUCGAGGAGUUCGCGUCGAAGCACAAGAGCGAGAUCAAGAAGAACGCGCAGUUCCGACGCCAGUUCACGGAGAUGUGCGCCUCGAUCGGCGUGGACCCGCUCGCGUCCGGCAAGGGCUUCUGGUCGGUGCUGGGGAUCGGCGACUUCUACUACGAGCUCGCCGUCCAGAUCGUCGAGGUGUGCAUGGCGACCAACUACAAGAACGGCGGCCUGAUAUCGCUGGACGAGCUGCGGACGCGGUUGAUUCAGGCACGGGGACGCCGGAAGGAGCAUCAGGAGAUCACCAACGAGGACCUGCUGGCCGCCGCCAAGAAGCUGAGGAUAUUCGGCAACGGCUUCUCCGUGGUUCCCAUCGGCAGGGGGAAGCACCUGGUGCAGUCGAUACCCGGCGAGCUCAGCAUGGACCACACCGCGGUGCUGCGCCAGGCUAGCACCGCCAACGCCCACGUCUCCAAGUCCAUGCUGUGCAGGGAGCUGAGGUGGGAGGAGGACAGAGCGCAGAAGGCCCUGGACCACAUGAUGAAGGAGGGACUGGCUUGGCUGGACAGACAGGCGGAGGACGAGACGUUGUAUUGGUUUCCCAGUUUAUUCGCAGCUUGCAUUAUUUCCAAAGAAUAAACUCGGUAUCAGCGCUGUCAGACAGAUAGGAAAUAAUUUAAAGACAGAGUUAACGUUGCUUCUUAAGGUCUGUAUCUCCUUGGUCAGUAAAGCCAAUCGCUCUGUAAUAUUUACAGCAUCUGAGACACGUCGCAAUCGUCCUAUAUCUAAUAUAGGACAUCGUCAUCUGGUCUCGGGUAUGUAUAUAUCUCCUUGUGUAUAGCUGAAACCGCAAAAGAGAGAAAGAAAUAUAAGUAAAAAGAACACGUCA
Messenger RNA from Wasmannia auropunctata (little fire ant), 1408 nucleotides. RefSeq names its product vacuolar-sorting protein SNF8 (gene lsn). The coding region runs from base 406 to 1158 and encodes 250 amino acids. Lineage: Eukaryota; Metazoa; Arthropoda; Insecta; Hymenoptera; Formicidae. The transcript has a single exon. Gene Ontology annotation, cellular component: ESCRT II complex. Gene Ontology annotation, biological process: protein transport to vacuole involved in ubiquitin-dependent protein catabolic process via the multivesicular body sorting pathway. The record is from RefSeq and is a predicted model, not a curated record.